AUGUCGUCCGCAGACUCAAUAAGAGGAGAUCCAACCACAGGAGGACCUUCAAAGUCGCAAGAUGCAGACAGUUCUCGGAAGACAAAACGAGCUAGGACAAGUAGGCCCAAGGUCAAGACGGGCUGUCAUAACUGCAAGCAACGCCGAAUCAAAUGUGAUGAAAAACGUCCCGCCUGCACGCAGUGCAUCCGCUCGAAGAAGGCCUGCACUGGGUAUCCUCCCCCUCCCCGAAGCGCUAGAUCUCAUGAAGUCCUCGCCAUCGCCCCGAAGCCUCUCUCUGCUCCCCCAUCCAAUGGGCCUCCUCCUCUCGCCCACCCACCACCCCGGAGGGCACGGAGGCAACCGGAGCGGCGAGAUGCCAUCACGCCGCAAGCGCCCGUUUCUUCUUUAGGUCCUGUGACGAUGUAUCGCCCCUCGGCCACUUUGCCUCUGUCGCCCCAUGAAGGCCUGUACUUUGAACUGUUCCGGACACACACCGCUGGCGAGCUGUCCGGCUACUUCGACUCGGUCUUUUGGACGCGGACGGUGCUACAGGAAUGCCACACAGAAGAUGCUAUCCGACACGCGGUUGUUGCCCUGGGGGCUCUGUAUAAGACUUUAGAGCAGUCCUCCGAAUCACCGCCCGGUUCCCCGACGAACCACGACCCCGUAGAUAACGCCUGGCAGCAUUGGGAGGUCGCCGUCCGCCAGUACUCGAAAGCCAUCAACGCGCUGGUCCAUUUGAAUAGCGAGGAUCAACGAUCGCACAGGGUGCUUCUCAUGGCGAGUGUGCUUCUUGGCUGCUUCGACUCGUUCAUAGGCGACCACAAGCAAGGCAUCCGACAGAUCCAAAACGGCCUGGAGCUGCUCGAGAAGCUUCGCGCUGAGAGGAGGAAGUCACAACUCUCCGGGUCCGAGGAGCCCGUCGAAGAAGAACUCGUCAUCAUGUUCACACGGCUGGCGAUCCAGGCCAAGUCUUACGACAUGGCCUUUCACUUUCCCCAGCCAUACGUCAUCCGGCUCAUACCCUCAGCAUCCGAGCCACCACAAUCGCCACCAUCAGACGCGGGUGGUUCGCCGUCGUCGACGACCUCGAGCUCCCUCAUGUCUCUCUUCUUCUUCCCCAGUCGCUUCACCACCCUGAUGGAAGCUCGGCACUCCUGGGACAGGCUUCUCGAGGCGAUAAUGAGGUUCACGGAAACCAUGUUCAACUACGCCCAAACCAACGGCAGCAACAGCCCCAUGGGAAUUCUUCCCAGGGAGCUGCAGGAAUAUGGGCUGAGCUUCAGGGGUCACAUCGACGCAUGGUGCGAAGCCUUCGAACCCAUCCUGCAGUCCCGGAGGGCGCCCGACGUCACACACCAGGAAAAAGCCGGCAUCGCGGUCCUCAAGAUGUUCCAGAUCAUGACGCAGAUUCUGUAUCUGAUGACUUUCAGCGCCAGCGAGUCGCAGUUCGACGUGUUCCAGCCGCAGUUCGAGACGAUCGUGGGCCUGGCGCUCGAAGUGGUGGGGGACGAAGAGAGGAGGGCGGAGACCGAGAGGUGCCCCGACCCUUCGCGGUGUCGCCACCGGCGGCAAGAUCAAGACCCAGUGCCGGAUGUUUUCGGACGAUACGACUACACCACGAGGACGCACCACAUCAAGCCCAGCUUCAGCGCGGACCUGGGCAUCGUGCCUCCGCUUUUCGUGGUGGCGACCAAGUGCAGAAACCCGGUCACCCGGCGGCAGGCGAUCCAGCUGCUACGCAGCAGCGCGCGGAGGGAGGCCAUGUGGGAUAGUGAAUUGACGGCACGGAUCGGGGACUGGAUCGCGACUAUUGAGGAAGAAGGAGAUGCCGGGGUCCCCACGGCGAUGAACCCGUGGCAUGGCGCCAUGGACACCUCGAACGGAAACGGAAACGGAAACGGAAACGGAAAUGGAAAUGGGGUAGCAGGUGCGAGCUCGAGCUAUGGUCCUCCCGCAACGGUCCCCGAGGAGAGGCGGGUUAUGGUCAGAGCCGUUGACUUUGAUCUCCGCGCGCGGUUUGCAAGAUUGCAGGUCGGUACGAGGGGUAUCACGCCGGGAUCGCCGGACAUGAGGUCUCGGAUGACCCAGAUUCGGUGGUAA
Molecule: messenger RNA, 2085 nt
Organism: Sodiomyces alkalinus F11
Lineage: Eukaryota; Fungi; Ascomycota; Sordariomycetes; Glomerellales; Plectosphaerellaceae
Exons: 2
Coding region: 1-2085 (694 amino acids)
Biological process (GO): regulation of DNA-templated transcription
Molecular function (GO): zinc ion binding; DNA-binding transcription factor activity, RNA polymerase II-specific
Source: RefSeq, a predicted model, not a curated record